ACAUAACCUAUAAAAGUAAAUUAUAUUUAAUUUUAUAAUUUAAUUCCUUUAUUUAAAUGAUAAGCAAAAAUAUUUUACAAACAAUAAAAUAUUCUAUAAAAAUAUUAAAAAUAUUAAAAAAAUAAAUAAAUAAUAAUAAUAUAAAAAUAAAAUAAAUAAUAAUAAUAAUAAAUGAGUAAUUUAUCUGUGCAUAUAUAUAAAUAAAUUUUUAAUUUAUUUUUUAAUUUAUUUACAAAAAUUUGAUAUAUAGGAUGAUUCAAAUAAUAUGUUGCAAGUUAUUUUCUCGAAAAUUAAUGAAAAUAUUGAUCAUAUUUUUCUUUCAUUUAAAUAAUAUAUUGAAGAUUUAGUCAUAAAAAAUGUCAAAUGAUAAAGAAGAGCAAUUUAGAGCUUAUAUAGAAGAUAGACGAAUUCCAUGUCGAUAUGGGACUAAAUGUUAUCAAAAAAAUGCAAUUCAUCUUGAAAAAUAUAAACAUCCACCUACAAAAGAAACGGAAAAAAAAAGAAAUGCAAAUCAUUCAGAAAUAAGAAAAAAAAGAAAAAAGAAAGAUAAUAAUGAAAUAUCAAAUAAUUUUCAAAAAAAGAAAAUAAAGAAAGAGGAAAAUAAAAUAAUCAAUGAAGAUUUACAUAGUGUUGUAAUUACUGGAGAAAAUAAUAUUAUUAAAAAUAAUAAUAUAUUUUGUGAAAUUAUCAAACAAUCAGAAGAUUUAAAUCAUACAGAAUCCAUAAAAAAUACAAAUAAUUUAAUUACUAUUACAUCAUUAUUAGAUUAUGAUAAAAUUAAUAUUGAAAAUGAUAUAAUUUUAAAAAAAAUUUCAAAUAAUGCAAAAAUAAUUAUUUCUCAAUUGUUCCUUACGGAAAUGCCAGAAGAUUUUUUUCAGCUUUAUGAAUUCUGUAAAAAUAUUUGUGAAAAUGAUCCUUUAAAUGCAUUGAAUCAUUUUCAUUUGCAAUUGGUAGGACCUUAUGAUGUAUUUAAAAAGGAAUUUAUGAAUGCUAAAGUUGAAAAUAAAGAAGCAUUGUUAAAGCAUUGGAGAUAUUAUUAUGAUCCACCAGAAUUUCAAGUAAGAAAAUUAUACUAUUUUAUUAUUAAUCAUAUUAUUAAUAAUAAAAUUUUUUUACAGACAAUUAUCAAAGAUAAUAAUAAGGAUGGUUUGCAUUUUGGAUAUUGGCGAGAUGAUAUUUCAAAACAUCCUGUAUUUGUAGCAAAAAAUAAAGCAGCUAUAAAUUGUAUAAUUGAGCCUGUUGCAGAAAAUAUAUUUGGUACAUUAGAUGUAUAUUUUGAAGAAAAAUUGAAAUUAGCUACUCCAUUCGAAAAAACACGUAUAACUAUGUUGCAUCAAAAACUUAAAAGUUUUGCAAAAGAGAAAAAAAUAACUUUAGAAAAAAAAACAGCAAAUAUGCAAGACAGAGAAAAGAAAAUUGUUACAAGAGCUUUUCACAAAGCUGGGAUUGUAGUGCCUUAUAAUAAAAAAACUCAAUUAGGAUAUAGAGAUUUGGCUAUAACUGACAAUGAAUUACAAAAACUUUUAAAAGAAAUAGAAUGUGCUUCAACACCUGAAGUUAGAAAAAAAUCAAUGUCAAAAUUAGAAGAAAUAAUACGAUUAGCAACAAUUGCAGCUGAUGAAUGUGAUUUUGGCACAGUUUUGGAAUUAGGCCAUGAUUUAUUUUCUAGUGGUAUUUCUUUUGUUCAAAGUAAAGCAUUAAAUUUAAUGUCUCUUGCCUAUAAUCUUUUACAAAAACCUCAAUUUUUGAAAAUUGCCCAAGUUCAUUUAAAAAAUAGAAGUAAGAGUUUGGAUUUAAAUGUUAUUGUAUAUGAUUAAUUAUAACAAAAUUAAUAUGAAAAAAUUAAAUAAAAUUGAAAAUUAAUAAAAAAAACUUUUAAAAACGAAUUUUUUUUUUAAAUUAAAUGAAAAAUUUUUAAAUUUUAAAUAAAAAAAUGAAUUGUAAUUCUUGUAAUGUUAAAAAGUGUUUAAUUAAUAAAUAUUUAAUCUUUUUUA
Apis cerana (Asiatic honeybee) is the source of this 1994-nucleotide messenger RNA. RefSeq names its product Histone PARylation factor 1 (gene Hpf1). Lineage: Eukaryota; Metazoa; Arthropoda; Insecta; Hymenoptera; Apidae. Gene Ontology annotation, cellular component: nucleus. Gene Ontology annotation, biological process: regulation of protein ADP-ribosylation; DNA damage response. Gene Ontology annotation, molecular function: histone binding; poly-ADP-D-ribose binding. The record is from RefSeq and is a predicted model, not a curated record.